Molecule: messenger RNA, 3492 nt
Organism: Anastrepha obliqua
Lineage: Eukaryota; Metazoa; Arthropoda; Insecta; Diptera; Tephritidae
Gene: hry
Product: protein hairy
Exons: 3
Coding region: 1573-2505 (310 amino acids)
Biological process (GO): anterior/posterior pattern specification; regulation of neurogenesis; regulation of transcription by RNA polymerase II
Cellular component (GO): nucleus
Molecular function (GO): protein dimerization activity; DNA-binding transcription factor activity, RNA polymerase II-specific; RNA polymerase II cis-regulatory region sequence-specific DNA binding
Source: RefSeq, a predicted model, not a curated record
AUAAUUUCAAAAACAAAAACUUCGCAAAACAUUGUCUCUUGCGCUGCUUACUCCCACCUGCCACUGGCCAAUGGGUAGCUGGUCCGUGUUUGCCAUUUCAGGCAAACGAUGCUUCAACAGCAUUAUUUACCUCCACUCACGCACUUCACACUGCACGCUCCUAUAGAAUUGCCCACUCAGUCUAUCGCGCUAGUUUGCCCCAAAUCCAAAUCCGGCGCACAGCCUACAACUGUAACGUAGUGACUUAAACGGUGCGACGUAUCUGUGAUUUUUUACGAUUUCAUUCACAAUCCGCUAGUUGGUGGUUGUUGUAGCCGUCUUUGUGACGACUGUUGGCGUGAGUUGUUGGCGCGCGUUGUUCCUAGUUUUGGGAAAGUCAACUUGUGACGCCCGUAAACUGACACUGAAUAUCACCUCCUAUGUGCCGGUUAAGGCAUCCACGCAAACACAGCCAAUGAUCCAAAGUUGGUCGUAGCGGAGGCCAACUGCCAACCGUUUUACCUACGCCAAUAUUGGCUGCAACAUAAUUGGAACAUUUUGAUGACUUCACUUCGACUGGCUGUGCCCGAACAGCCGAUAGCUCGCCCGCUGCAAAUAUUGCUUUAAUUUUAAAUUCAUUAACUUUUUUGGACUGUAGAACUAUGUCGCUCUAUUGACUGCACCAGACGACGAGGGCGUUUUGUCACGUUGCCUCGUAUUUCCUAGUUGAGUCUCGUCUGCAAGGGUGGGGUAAAUAUUUGGUUAAAUUUGCUAAUUCAAUUUAAAAACUAGCGCAGAGUAUUACGCUUCCAAAUGUAUCCCCUUUCUCAAGCGACCUUGCAAGAAAUAUUGCCGUCUAGAAGUUUUCGCCAAUUGCGUCGCUCAGCCACGGAUGCCUACUAGUUAAGCAAAAAACUUAAUGGCUUGAAAUACCUGAACGUGUGCGUAUUUUUAACCCAUUCGUCGUUAUUUUUGGUUAUUUCUCGAAUUGGUCAGUCUCACAUAUGGUGGUGCGGUACGCCAUACAAUUCGCUCGAAACUAAAAACACAUUUGCCGCCGCUUUCAUUAAGCGACUACAAAUUUCUUUUCUUAUUGUUGUUUUCGCACUUUUGGCAUUUAAUGGCACUUAUCGCCACAGACCGGUCGUCAGAUGCCGGGCAAUGAGGGGCAGUUGGUGAAGAUGGCGUUGGUGUUUGCGGUGGCGACGCGCCAAUGCGCCGAGCAUUUCAUUGCGGACGUGCAGGCGGUUUAUUUUUAGUCGCCAACACACUCAUUUCACUUAAAAUAACGCACGCGAUUGUCGGCAUCUUGCCGCCCCCCACCGCUCACUUGGCCAAGUGCCAUAAUUGCUGGUGUAUCCAAUUAAAGCGCGUACCGUGAUCGGCGCGAGCGUACGCCGCUGCCAAUAACUGAAACGACUCAGCGCUGCCACAUUACAACCAAAUAUCAAAACUGGCGAGCAUUCGUGGAGGUGGAUUGGUGUAGAGGCGACGCUGAGGGUCAUUCUCCGAGCGUCGCGUGUGGCAAAUGAGCUGUGUUAUACGUAUCGAUCUACUUUUGGCUUGAUUUUACAAAGUUCGAACAAGCCAAUUAUGGAAAAACGCCGGCGCGCUCGCAUCAACAAUUGCUUAAAUGAGCUGAAAACGCUGAUUCUGGACGCCACAAAAAAAGACCCCGCGCGUCACUCUAAACUAGAAAAGGCUGACAUUUUGGAGAAGACCGUGAAGCAUUUGCAAGAACUGCAACGCCAGCAGGCUGCUAUGCAGCAAGCCGCCGACCCCAAGGUCAUCAACAAAUUCAAGGCCGGAUUUGCCGAUUGCGCCAAUGAGGUUAGUCGGUUCCCGGGUCUGGAUCCUGCUGUCAAACGGCGUCUACUUCAACACCUCAGCAAUUGCAUAAAUGGCGUUAAGUCCGAAUUGCACCAGCAUCAACGCCAAUUGGCAGGCGCUCCAGCUCAAAUGCUUCCGUCACCACCAAGCUCGCCCGAACAGGAUCAGCAGCAUCUCCAACAGCAACAGCAUGUUGCUGCUGCUGCUGCCGCUGCAGCUACUACCGGCCACCCCUUUCUUUUGGGUGCUCAAUUGCAACAUAAAAUGAAUGGAUAUUUCCUGCCUAAUGGACUCCAAGUGAUCCCCACCAAACUUCCCAAUGGUAGUAUAGCACUAGUAUUGCCACAUCAUCACCAACAGCAGGCGCAACAAAUGCCAACGCACUUGCAGCAACAACAGUUGAGCGCUGCUCAAGGCUCCGCGCUGAUGGUAAUGCCCACCCGCACCGCCUCUACCAGCUCUGCCUCCUCACACAGCUCAUCUGUCUAUGAACGCACCCUUUGUUCACCAACAAACAGUGUAACGCACUACGCGCCUCCAAGCCCCGCUAACUCCUACGAAGCUAUGGACUGCAAACCCUCAGUCAUUCAACACGCUCCCACACUAUCCCAACAACAGCAGAAUCAACAACCGCUCUCGCUGGUUAUCAAGAAGGACAUCAAAGUGGAGGAUGAACAGCCUUGGCGGCCAUGGUGAAGGGGCUGCCACCGUGCGUACCCCAAAAGAACUGGAAACGCCCCUUUUCAUAGAAACGAGGGCGGAUGUGAUGAAUACCAAAGCAUAAAAGCCGCUAAUGACUGGCUUGGCGCGGCACGGCAUUCGGCAGCAAAUUACGAUGGAAGCAGUUGAGCACAUUGGAAAGUCAAUUCCUGCUGUUUUUGCAAACGCUGACAUCGGUUUAACGGUCUAGCGAAACGGCAGUCACGAUUUAGACUCGGGCCCACUUGCCUUUGUGUAAAUGGCGUUGAAGUUGAAAAGACGCCGUUGGCUAACCACACUCGCUGCGUCAGCCUCAGUCAUCUCAAUCGUCACAGCGACAGUUAUUGUGUGUGACGCAUGUACCCCGCCGACUGAGCACGCCGAUAUGCAUCCAGAAAUACCAGCAGCAACAUGAUAAAAGCACAAAACCAUUGAACAACAGCACGUAAACAACUACUACCUCAGCAAUACAGGGGCGAAUCGCGAUUAGAUCCACCUCAGGGGUGCUUCAUUUCAAUAACUCAGCUAUCUCAUUGGAGUAUUACAAGUAGAGUAACUAAUAUUGGUGAAACGUCAAAGUUUUUAGUCAUUAAUUAUUUAUAAUUUCAAAUGCAGAAUGCAAAUAGUUUACGGUUUGCAAUUAACAUUUCUUAUUAUUAUAAGUUUCAAUUUGAUCACCUUUACAAAUUUAAUUUUGCACGUGUACAAAUGCACAAGUGUACAUACAUAGGUAUAAAACGAUAAAAUCUUAGAGGUCUUCCCAACUGGUAGAGUAAUUUGUACUUGGCGAAGUGCGUUAGUGCAUAAAAACAUAUACAUGCACAUAUAUUUACUUUUACAAAAUAUUCUACUUUUAUUUUAAAUAUAAAAUUAGAUGUACUUAUUUAUCUAGUUUGUAAGGAUUGCAAAAUUUUAGAAAAAAGAAACAAAAGAUAAAAAUAUUACCUGAGAAAGAAUAAGAAGGAAAAAAUUAUAAUAAAACCA